Ceratina calcarata is the source of this 885-nucleotide messenger RNA. RefSeq lists its product as uncharacterized. The record is from RefSeq and is a predicted model, not a curated record. The transcript has a single exon. Gene Ontology annotation, molecular function: nucleic acid binding; RNA-DNA hybrid ribonuclease activity. Bases 1 to 885 code for a protein of 294 amino acids. NCBI's taxonomy places the organism in Eukaryota, Metazoa, Arthropoda, Insecta, Hymenoptera, Apidae.
AUGAUAUCGUCGGAGAUCCGUCCGGCGAUGAGGGAAUGGAGAGUUCUCGACGAUCCGUCGCUGUCGGACCACAGAUACAUCUCGUAUUAUAGAUUGACGAAUGGUAAGUCUGAAUACCUGGGCAGAUUCGCCACGGUCUAUCAAGCCGAGGUCGUAGCAGUCAUGAGAUGCGUAGAAGAUUUAAUUGAAAAAAAUGCGAAACACGAUCAUAUAGUUAUUUUCACAGAUAGCCAGGCGACAGUCAGAACGAUGGAGAAGUCAAGCUACAAGUCUGCGGUGGCACUGGAGUGUUUCGAUCGGCUAAACGAAUUGGCAUCAGUCAACAGGAGGGUGGUUUUAUGCUGGUGCCCUGGUCACAGAGGAAUACCGGGCAAUGAGGAAGCAGACAGACUGGCAAAACUGAUAGUAGAAGAAAAGAGACCGGGAAUGGAACCCUGGCUGCCGGUCCCCUAUGCGGACUUCAAGCUUCAAUUGAAAAGAUUAUCGCUUUCCAGAUUAAAAGAGAGAUGGUCGAGUACAACGACAUGCAGGCAAGGAAGAGAAAUGAUAGGCGAAAUAAACGUGGGAAGAGUUAAGGAGAUUCUGAGAAUGAACCGUGGAGACUCGAGAAUCCUGACUUACAUAUUAACGGGACAUGCACCGCUCAAUUAUCAUCUAUACAAGAUGGGGGUAAGAGAAAACGGAAACUGUACCUGUGAAACGAACGAACCGCAGACUGUAAGACAUUUACUGGUCGACUGUGACAGAUUCGUGAGAAAAAGGAGAGAGGUGUUCGGUCUCCUAGACUUUAAAGAUCAACGAGUUGACCAGUUACCUUAUGACAAAUUGAUAAGGUUUUUCAAGGAGAUCGAUCAAUGGGACAAAACGAUCGGCUCGCCGACAUAA